Phoenix dactylifera (date palm) is the source of this 3577-nucleotide messenger RNA. Lineage: Eukaryota; Viridiplantae; Streptophyta; Magnoliopsida; Arecales; Arecaceae. The record is from RefSeq and is a predicted model, not a curated record.
CGCGACUUUGGCGUGCGUUUUCUGGGCUUCAUUCGAGGGUUCUUCGUGUUUGCUUUCUCCCAGAAGUGGCAGAGUUUAAUACUUUCGUUGCAUCUUCUGUUGCAUGGACGAGUUGCUGGGUUUUUGAUACUUAAGUAUUUGAUCUUGCUUUUGUUUUCUUUCAUUUGUUGUCGGUCAAAUGAGGGAUUUGAAUGGGUUUUGCUCUCUCUUGCUGUCUUUUUCCUCCAAAGUUCAUAUUUUGCUUCUACAUAUAUUUUUCCUGCUGCAUGGGUGAUGUGAGCGAAACCUAUGGGUUAUGAGAUGCUUGAAGUUCAGAGUUUUUUUCUUUUUUUCUUUUUUUUUGGAUGUUGUUUUCGAUCCGGUAUAGGCAUGUGUGGAUGAGUGAUUCCUGAGGGGUUUUACCCUCAUCAGCUUUUGGUCGUGGGAGUGUUUAUCAUUUGCCCCCUAGAGCUUCUCUCUUUUUCUGGAUUUUUUUCGUUGCUGAGGACAGUGAGCGAAUCCUUUGCGUUUAUAUUCUUAAAGUUUUGGUUUUUAUUGAUACUGUAUUUGAUUUGGCUUAAGUAAGUGGAGUUGGGUGACUCUUGGGGUUUUUCUACCUUAAAACAAUGGAUGUUAUACUUUCUUUUCACUCUUUUGCUUCGCAGAGAAGAAAAGUUUGCUCUAUUUUUUUUGUCCCGAAGUUUUUUUUUUGUACCAAAAAAAAGUUUAGUUUUUGGGAUUUGUUUGGGGGUGCUAUGACCGAAUCCUGUGGGUUUCAGAUGCUUAAAGCUCUAAUUUUUAUUGAUGUUGUGCUUGGUUUGGUAUAGCUAUUUGGAGAUGGGGUAUUCUCGGGUUUUGAUACGGUUUUACUCAAUUUAUUUAUUUCUUUAUUCUUUUUUGUGCAUGGUAUUGUGAUGGAAUCUUAUUCGAUUCUGAAAGUUCUAUUUUGUUUAAUAUUGAGUUUUUUUUGGGUAUUGGUAUGAAUAUAAUAUAUCGUUUCUGCAUUCUGUUGUGCUUUGUGAAUAUGGAGUCUGAUCUGAAUGUCAGGUUUUUCCUCUCCCAUUAGGUAUUCACUAUAUGAUGUUUAGCUGAUUUGUUUAUGCUUACACAAAGGGGAAAAAUAAAAAGAUGUAGAGUCCUUUGAUUCAUUUCUGUUGUUUACGUAUAUCUGCAUGUAGUUCUUUGCUUAUGCCUCUGGCAGUAAUUCUUUAUACAUGGAGAGCUUUCCGGUCUAUUUUGAUUGUUCCUCUAUGUGAUUGUGGCCAAGGAUCAAGUUCGGGAUGGCUAUCUUAUUAAUUGGAGUUGUUUAGGAAAUUUGAUUUUGUUACGUCGUAUUUUAGCUGAAAGCUGAGCUAGUUACUGUUUAGGGACUGAAAAUGGAACGUAGUCAUUUUGCCACAACUGAAUACCAUACCUUUCUUUCGUUUGGUGAAAAUGUUUAAUGCUCUUGAUGCAACAAUAAAGGAGAACGGUGGAAAAUGAUUGAAUUUUUUUUUUUUAAACAUAAAUAAUUGUGAAUGGUUUCUAUCACUUAUAUAUUUUCUUCAAUAACCUGAAUUAUAAGUUAAUAUCAAUGCCUUUGGUUCUCUAUUUUCUUUAAUCGCUUGAACUGUGGAGGUUCUCUAGAGAAGUAUGCUUUCGUAUUUGUAUUUUAUGGUAGUUGUGUCAAGAAUUUGGAUAUAUUUUUGGCAUUUCAAGUUCAGAUGGGUUUGUUCUCUUAGAAAAUGGAAAUGCUUAAUGUUUCCUUAACUGGUUGUGCCUUUUCUUCUAUUUUCAGUAAAGUUUAUUCCUUUUUGCAAAAAAAUAGGGACAUCAGAGUGUUCGGUUCCUCUGUGGGAGAAGAAUUUCUGCACUGAGGUGUGCCGAAUCCCAUGGCAUAGGAUUUGUGAUGUCAAGAAUGUGAUGGGGUGGUAUGAUGACAUUGUCAAAUGGAAUGAUUCAGCAGGAGAAGAGGCUUUCAGGAAUGCAAAGGCCCGGUACUGGGCAGAGAUUAAUGGUCUCCACUGUAAUCUUCCUCUGCCUGAUCCUGAUAUGCAUAUUGACAUGGUUUCUGAUGAUGCAUAUAUUGAUCCUCAGCUAGUAGAGGAUCUAGAAGAUGUGUAUAAACAGCCAUCUGGUGCAAGUUCUCCUGGAGGUUCUUCUAGUGUUGCAGAUAAACCAAUUCUGGCAACUGGAUGGUUUCAAUCAAAGGAUCCAGGUCUGCAUGAAUGUCACAUUCCAUCGGUGGUGGGGGAUUCUGAUGAUCUAUUCCCCAUGAAUGACACCAAACCUGAGCCUCAUACUGUAAAUGCUGAAUGUGGCGAUGCAUCAAAGUUAGUCAGCAGGGAUGAAGGUAGUGGUGAGAAUGGUAACUCUCUCAAUAUGCCCAUUCCUACUGUUGCAGAUGAACUAGUACCAAUGAUUGGAUGGAUUGACAUAAAGGAUAUUGUUCCAGAAGGGUGGGGAGAUGACACUGAAGCUGAGCCUGUAAAUGGUGAUAAUAAUACUAACUCUGGCAAUGCAGCAAAUUUCAUUGAAUGGAUUGACAUAAAGGAUAUUGUUCCGGAUGGGUGGGGGGAUGACACUGAAGCUGAGCCUGUAAAUGGUGAUAAUAAUGGCAAUGCAGCAAAUUCGAUCAGUUGGGAUAAAGUCUCUGACAAUUAUGUUGGCUCAAAGAAUAGUGGCUGGGGUAGUAGAGCUGUGCAGGAUAGUUGCAAUGUGUCGAAUCAGAGCAGUGUUUGGGAUGGUGGAGUUUUGCGGGAUGGUUCAUGGGUCAAUCAAGGGGGAUGUUCAUGGGGGCAUUGGGAGAACAAGACUAAUGGCAGAAAGCGGAACAGAAACCGCUUUGGAUCAAGAUAUGCUAAUCUAAGAUUCCAGGGGGAAGAUCGCCGCACAUAAAAUAACUUGAGAAACUGCAGGGGAAAGAAGUGGACACACUAUGGUUAUGAUAGUGUGAGAUAAACCACCUCAUGCUAUGGGACAAUGGAGCUCCAUGCAUUGUUUUGGUCCAAUAAAUCAUCAAAGAUCAGGCGAAUCAAUCCAUGCAUGGCAAUGAAGAAAUAUUGUCCGAAUAUGUUUGAUCAUGUUUGUUGAUUUGUCGAUCUUUCUCAUGAGAACCUGCAUUAAGGGACAAGAAAAUUGCUUUACCUUUGACAUGGAAUUGGGCAUACAGUGUCAACCUAUGCUGUUAUUGAAGCUUUGUAUUUUGCUUUCUUGCAUGAGAAGUCUAUAUGCUGUUAUCUACUGGUCUUUGUUUCUUGAUAUACAUGGAUCCCAGAAAACUAACAUAAAUUUAUGAAGGCCAUAGUAUGCUCUUUUAGUCUGUCUUGUAGCUUCUGCAGUUAGCACACAGUCAGCCUGAAAGUGCUGGUACAAAGCUGAUGAACCUUUUGAUGGUCAAACGUUGAAAGAUUGACAAGAGGACAAAAAACGGGUAACAGUGUUAAAUUAUUGGAUGACUCUGUCUGUGGUCAAACAUUGAAUUAAAGAUUGGUGAGAAGUGUUUUUUUGCUGCAGGGUAUCAUGUUUAGUAUCAUUACAGUGAAUACUUGUUACUGACAAGAUUCCCAAAAAAAUGUGUCUAUAAUGUUAAUGCAUGCCAUACAUGCAUUUUGUUGAA